AUGAACAAGAGAAAGGCACUGAGAAGCAGGUGGAAACGGCAGAGAUGGUUCGCCAAAACGAGAGCAUUCUUGGAGAUUCCAAACCUGGCGAUCGUCAAAGUUUUGGUGAUGAGCAGCUCAGCUACGUUCACAUCAGGAAUUGCCUUAGCCUUUGAAUGGUUAUUUCACGGCAGGAGCCACACAGGAUUCACGUGGAUCAUCUACUACGCAUUGUUCUUGAUCUGUCUUCCUCUUCUCCUCUUGAUUGGUCUCCGUAUCCUCAUGGCCAUCUCUUGCUCUAGCCGCGGCUCAUCCAGUCAGAUUGUAGACUCAGUCGCAGCAGCAGCAGCCAAAGACCCUUGUGCUGAUGAGGCGCAGAAAACUGAAGAAACGGAGAAAAACAGUUGCCGGAGUUUAGCUGUUGUAGUUGAUUCUGAUGAAAGGAAGAUGAACAGAGACGAGAAAACUCUAAAACGCGCCGUUUCAUUCCCUUCUCAUGGCAAAGUAAGAUCAUGUCGUACUCGUUAAAGACAAAAAUGAAAAAAAAACUAAUGUUGUUUAACUUUUAGUUAUCAGAUUGAUCCAGGAAUCUAAUAAUCAUAAUAAUAAACAUUUCUGAAGUUUUCUUUGACAUUUUUUUUCAAUGAUCCUCAGAAAAAUCGAAUUUAGUAGACUUUUUCUCUUCUGUUCUGUUUUUGCAUUACGAGUGUCUCGAAAUCGUAAAGUUCAUGAAUAUUGUCACGUGUCAUGACGAGUCCAAUCAAUGAGGUUGCAUAUGUGUGGGUUCCAUGUGCCGCGUCAAUGUCUCAACAAUCCGCACACGUGCGGCGAUUUCGAAAAGUUCAUUUUCAACGAUUAGUUGCGAGAGGACUGGAUUCUAUUUGAAAAUGAUUAGAUAGGAUUAAAGAAAAAAAAUCCCCAGUUGACUGGACCCUUGGAGUUUGGGCCUAUGCGCAUGUACAUAACAUUAAACUAUACGGUAAAAUUAUUUUAAACAAGCGGUAAGAGCAUCUCCAAUGUAUAUCUCUAUAUUUUCCUCUAAAAUAGAGAUCUCUAUUAUAGAGGUGAAUUUGCUCUAAUGUAUGUCUCUAUAAUAGAGUUCCUCUAUUUUAGAGGAAAAUAUAGAGGAAUCCUACUUUUUACUUCUAUAUUUAGAGAUGAAAAUAACAAAUCUCUAUAUUUUCCUCUAUAAAUAGAGGAACUCUAUUAUAGAGGCAUACAUUGGAGCAAAUUCACCUCUAUAAUA
Messenger RNA from Brassica napus (rape), 1225 nucleotides. RefSeq lists its product as uncharacterized. The transcript is spliced from 2 exons. The coding region runs from base 1 to 507 and encodes 168 amino acids. The record is from RefSeq and is a predicted model, not a curated record. NCBI's taxonomy places the organism in Eukaryota, Viridiplantae, Streptophyta, Magnoliopsida, Brassicales, Brassicaceae.